Messenger RNA from Moneuplotes crassus, 536 nucleotides. The record is from the annotation of a GenBank genome assembly. NCBI's taxonomy places the organism in Eukaryota, Ciliophora, Spirotrichea, Euplotida, Euplotidae.
UAGUUUGAAUGGAUUAAAUAAAAAUAAAUAUGAGUGAAGUAGCCCAGUUUGAUGAGAAUUUAUCUGAAGAACUGCUUGAUGAAAAUGCAUCAGCUUCAAGUAUAAAUGUAUCUUUGAAUCUUGAUAGAAACAUGUCAAGCUCUCCAUUCCAAAACAAGACAGUAACAUCAAGAAGAGGUGUAUUCCCUCUAUCUCAACUUGGAAGAUUCAAAUCUUGAAAACAGCCAAGAGAUGAUAGGCCUGGGACUGUGAAGAAGCUGAAUUAUGUUAAAGAAGAGUUUCGUUCAAUGAAAUUAAGUUCAAAAACACCAGUUGUGUCUCGUUUGCAAAGCGAUAUCAGAGAGCUUCUUAAGAAGGUUGUUCAGCAAAAGAGCCAGUCAAUGCUAACCCCAGAAGCAAAUAAGGUUCCAACUCCAACUACAGGUCGCAAAGGACCACCUCCUCUAAAAUUGGUUAAAGAUUUUACCAUCCACCAAGUUCAGACCCCAAAUUGCUUUUCUAAAGCUCCAUAAUUCUAAUUUACUAUAUAAAUUUCU